Messenger RNA from Cydia fagiglandana, 792 nucleotides. Its product is annotated as peritrophin-1-like. NCBI's taxonomy places the organism in Eukaryota, Metazoa, Arthropoda, Insecta, Lepidoptera, Tortricidae. The coding region runs from base 48 to 695 and encodes 215 amino acids. The transcript has 5 exons. The record is from RefSeq and is a predicted model, not a curated record. Gene Ontology annotation, molecular function: chitin binding. Gene Ontology annotation, cellular component: extracellular region.
GAAGAAAGCAAUUAGUAUAGCAGCGUACCUUCCUAUAAUAAUUGAAUAUGUACUCAAUGCUACUUGUAUCCCUCCUCGUUGCGUCAGCGCUAGGAGCAGAAUGCCCACCGGACGGCUCUCCAUUCUUCAACAUCCCGCAUGAAACCGACUGUUCUAAAUUCUACACGUGUGCUCAUGGUGUGCCAGUGCUGCAGACCUGUCCUGAUGGCACUCACUUCAGCCCCAUGCACUUGGUAUGUCAAGACCCCGUGUUCGCCGGCUGCGAUAACACCCUCCCAGCGCUGUGUCCGGACUGGAGCCUCCUCCCCAGACCGCACCCUGACGACUGCAGCAAGUUCAUCGUAUGCCAAUACGGCACCGUUCACGAGUUCGACUGCCCGGAGGGGUUAGAAUUCAACGCUGAACUUCUGGAAUGCGUGUGGCCCGCCGAAUCUAACUGCAAUGUUUCACAAGCUUCAACAGAAAAACCUCAAACGGAGUCGUCUCAAGAUGGCGCCGGAGAAAAUGGCGACGAACAAGAUGGUGAAUCAGAAGUAGGAGACUGUCAGCAAGGAGAUCUGUCAAAGCAUGAAGAUUGCAGCAAAUAUAACGUGUGUAAUGGUGGUGUUCAAGUAGCCAUGGACUGCCCGGCGGGUUUGCAAUGGAACUCUGAACUCUCGUUUUGUGAUUGGCCAGAAUCAGCCGGGUGUCAAUAAAAAUAGGCGUUUUUACGAAUAAUUUUAUGACUCCAAAAUAAAAAAUACAAAAAAUAAUACACUGUUUUCAUUUAUAUUCUAUUUCAUACUCGAUAAC